Molecule: messenger RNA, 1531 nt
Organism: Corylus avellana
Lineage: Eukaryota; Viridiplantae; Streptophyta; Magnoliopsida; Fagales; Betulaceae
Product: mitochondrial carnitine/acylcarnitine carrier-like protein
Biological process (GO): mitochondrial L-ornithine transmembrane transport
Molecular function (GO): L-ornithine transmembrane transporter activity
Source: RefSeq, a predicted model, not a curated record
CACUGGACAGCGAGAGACAGAGAGGGAACGCACAACACAUUAGAGGCUGAGACCAGGAUUGGCUUGUGCUCAAUCACCGUGUCCGCAUCCACCAGGCCUCUUGGGUCGCAUUCUCAACCACAUCUCCUCUUUCUCUCUCUCUCUCUCUGCCUUCCUUCGUGUGAAAUCUACGCUCCACCAGUGGUUGGCAUCCUUUUUGUCGUACCCAACCACCGUCUUGUGGCUCUCAGUCCCUAAGAUUCAAUUCCCUUUCCUAGAUUCUCUUAUUCCUUGGAAACCCAUUUCAGAGUUUCCUCAGACGCUCCUUCCGGGACCCAUUUCGUUUCUUUUCAUGGAUUUGAUUAUCUGAGACAAGAGGCCGGAUUUCCUGGUGUUGGGCUCCAAUCGUUUUUGCUCUUGUUUAGUUGGGUUCUUUCAGUGAACGUGAAAGUCUGCUCCAAUGGAUGUUGCAAAGGACUUGGCUGCUGGGACUGUUGGAGGAGCAGCACAAUUGAUUGUUGGGCACCCCUUCGACACCAUUAAGGUCAAACUCCAGAGCCAGCCUGCUCCACUCCCAGGCCAAGCUCCCAAGUAUGCAGGUGCAAUGGAUGCUGUCAGGCAAACAAUAGCUGCUGAAGGCCCUAGAGGUUUGUAUAAAGGUAUGGGAGCUCCACUGGCAACUGUGGCUGCCUUCAAUGCCGUUCUCUUCUCUGUGAGGGGACAACUGGAGGGAUUAUUGCGGUCUCAUCCUGGUGCUCCACUUACAGUUAAUCAGCAAGUUGUCUGUGGGGCAGGGGCUGGAGUUGCCGUUUCCAUUUUAGCUUGCCCCACUGAAUUGAUCAAGUGCAGGUUGCAAGCCCAGAGUGCAUUGGCAGAUUCCGGUGCGGCUGGUGUGGCCGUGAAGUAUGGUGGACCAAUGGAUGUAGCCAGGCAUGUUCUCAGAUCAGAAGGGGGUGUAAGGGGUCUCUUCAAGGGAUUGUUUCCCACUAUGGCACGUGAGGUUCCCGGAAAUGCUGCAAUGUUUGGUGUGUAUGAAGCUCUGAAGCAGUACCUAGCAGGUGGCCAAGACACUUCUGGAUUAGGAAGAGGCUCUUUGAUUGUGGCUGGAGGCUUGGCCGGAGGUUCCUUCUGGCUUUCAGUCUAUCCAACUGAUGUUAUCAAAAGUGUAAUUCAGGUAGAUGAUUACAAAAAUCCCAAGUUCUCUGGCUCCAUUGAUGCCUUUAGAAAGAUCCUGGCUUCGGAGGGAGUAAAAGGGCUGUACAGGGGCUUUGGACCUGCCAUGGCCCGAAGUGUUCCUGCAAAUGCUGCAUGCUUCUUGGCAUAUGAGGUGACAAGGUCAAGUCUGGGAUAGUUGCUUCUUUGGGUUUUAGUGGUUAAGGAUUUGGUUGAAUUAAAGCAAAAUGAUUCUGAAUAAACCUGUUUAAUUAAGAGAUUGUUUUGCAAUGCCGGCAAGCUCGUUCUACUCUGUAAUUCACUUGGUUGCUGGGGAAGGAACAUUUUUUCACCGAUUGAUAUAUAAAGGCACCAGCUGCUCCUCAACUUUGCCUUUUCA